AUGGCUGCUGCUAUAGAGACAAAACUCUAUGUAACUAAUUUUCCGAGUUCAGCUACUCGACAACAAUUACAACAAUUUUUUUCACGAUUUGGUCGUGUACAAGAAUGUGCGAUCAUGUGGAAUUCAUAUGCAUUUGUCCAUUAUGCAAC
Molecule: messenger RNA, 149 nt
Organism: Rotaria sordida
Lineage: Eukaryota; Metazoa; Rotifera; Eurotatoria; Philodinida; Philodinidae
Source: the annotation of a GenBank genome assembly